AACAUCUUUUUUUACAAUUAAGAAAAUAAUUAAUCAACCUAAAUAAAGCAGCAAUUCAGUUCGGGAUACUAGUUCGUGUCACCCCUUCGGCCGUCCCCUUCAUCGCCGUGGAAAAUGGCGGCCACUUCUCUCAGCACUCCAAAGCUCAGCUUCACGCUAUCUUCACCGGCUUUUUACGCUCUCCGCAACCACCUCCCGAGAUUCUCGUCUCUCUCGCUGAGCACUACCCCCGGAAAACUUCAUUCCAUCAAUCUCCGCCGCCAAUCCUUCUCCAACUGUCGCCGAUUCUCCACCGCUCGAGCCGAGUCCCCAAAUGCUUCCGCCGCCGCCGAGGCGCCGGGGCACUACGAUUUCGACCUCUUUACUAUAGGCGCCGGGAGUGGCGGCGUUAGGGCUUCUAGAUUUGCCGCGAAUUACGGGGCUUCUGUCGCUAUUUGUGAGCUUCCCUUCGGCACCAUUUCUUCAGAUUCGGCAGGCGGCGUUGGCGGCACAUGCGUGCUUCGUGGCUGUGUCCCAAAGAAACUGCUUGUUUUUGCAUCAAAGUAUGCUCAUGAAUUUGAGGAGAGUCGGGGAUUUGGAUGGAAUCAUGACACGGAGCCAAAACAUGACUGGAGCACCCUUGUUGCAAAUAAAAAUGCAGAGUUGCAGCGUCUCACUGGCAUCUACAAAAGCAUUCUUAACAAAGCUGGCGUAGUUCUUAUCGAAGGGCGUGGAAAGGUAGUUGACCCACACACUGUGGAGGUUGAUGGGAAACUCUACUCAGCGAGAAAUAUACUAAUUUCAGUAGGUGGGCGUCCAUUUAUUCCAGACAUUCCUGGAAGUGAAUAUGCUAUAGAUUCUGAUGCAGCAUUGGACUUACCCACAAAACCAAAGAAGAUUGCCAUUGUUGGCGGUGGUUACAUUGCGCUUGAGUUUGCUGGGAUCUUUAAUGGGUUGAAAAGUGAGGUCCAUGUUUUUAUAAGACAGAAAAAGGUCCUAAGAGGUUUUGAUGAAGAUAUCAGGGACUUUGUUGGGGAACAAAUGGUACUGGGAGGAAUAGAGUUUCACACAGAGGAAUCACCACAUGCUAUUGUUAAGUCACCAGAUGGCUCACUUACUUUGAAAACUAAUAAAGGGACAUUUGAUGGAUUUUCUCAUAUCAUGUUUGCCACAGGACGUAGACCAAAUACAAAGAAUUUAGGACUGGAUACAUUGGGAGUUAAAAUGACAACUAGUGGAGCAAUAGAGGUCGAUGAGUAUUCCCGUACAUCAAUUCCAUCAAUUUGGGCAGUUGGAGAUGUUACUGAUAGAGUGAAUUUAACUCCAGUUGCUUUGAUGGAAGGAGGAGCAUUGGCAAAGACACUUUUUGCUAAUGAGCCUAGUAAACCAGAUUACAGGGCUAUACCAUCUGCAGUAUUUUCACAGCCACCAAUUGGGCAAGUUGGUCUGACUGAAGAGCAGGCUAUACAUGCAUAUGGUGAUGUAGACAUUUUCACAUCAAACUUUAGGCCUUUAAAGGCUACACUUUCUGGCCUCACAGACAGAGUAUUUAUGAAAAUUGUUGUCUGUGCAAAGACGGACAAAGUUCUCGGUGUCCACAUGUGUGGUGAUGAUGCACCAGAAAUAAUACAGGGGUUUGCUGUAGCUGUCAAAGCUGGUUUGACAAAAGCAGAUUUUGAUGCCACAAUUGGUAUCCAUCCAACAUCAGCAGAAGAGUUUGUCACCAUGAGGACACCCACAAGAAAGGUUCGGAGCAGUGCACAUGAGGGAACAGGAGAGUCUGAUGCCAAAACUGCCCCUGGAGUUUGACCAUUGUGUCGCUAAGGAACAAUAAUCUGAUGGCUGAAAAACAAUCAUAAGCGCGGCAUCGCACCUUCAAAUAUGGUAGAAGGGUUAUUAUACAGAUUCGCGGCUGCUUAUCCAAUUGUAGUAGCUGCUGGUGCGAAUAGCCAAACAGGGGAUUAUUGAAACCUGGAAGAACCAAGUGGGAGGUAAGUGAUAGGACCCUUUGUGCAUAGAAGUGAUAGGGCUCUUUGUAAAGUCACAAGGGAUGUUUUCUCGUACAUAGCCCUUCUUGGUCUUAUUUAAUACCAGUACAAAACGCAUUUUGUGUUGAUACUUUUAUGAUUUUUAUUAUAAUCAUGUGACCUCUUUUGAAAAAAGUUUUGAUGUGUGU
Molecule: messenger RNA, 2155 nt
Organism: Cuscuta campestris
Lineage: Eukaryota; Viridiplantae; Streptophyta; Magnoliopsida; Solanales; Convolvulaceae
Source: the annotation of a GenBank genome assembly